CCCUCCGACCGCCCACGCACUCGAAAGCGGGGGGAGAAAGUGCUUUGUCAAUGAGGACACAACGCUGGGAGCGGCAGCGAUUGAAACAAAGUUUCUGAAUAUCUCUCUCGGAAUACAGAAACGGAUUUAUUCUCUGUUGGAUUGUAACAUUGUUCCGAUAAUCCCGUCGUCGCGGACGGGACACUGAAAUACAAGACUGUCCGCCUUACAUGCAUUUUAGCACUGACAUUUUUGGUUAAGUAGAAAGCCAUGGUGGGAAGACUGGCCCUUCACGUGGUCGCAGCAUACGCUGUCUGUCUGUCUGUGUGUCUGGUUGCGUCAGUCAAGGGAGAUCACUGCCUCAUCAUCAGUGAGGUUAACGCAGACAACCCCAAACUGGACACCACUGAGUUCGUCGAGCUCUAUCACACCGGCGGUCAGAGAGCCUCACUGGACGGCUACACCCUGGUGUUCUACAAUGGAAAUGGCAAUAUAGCCUACAAAGUACUGGACCUGAAGGGCCACGUCACAGACGACCGGGGCUUCUUCCUGGUUGGCUCGGUGGACAUGCAGCCCAAACCGGCCAUCCCCCUCCCACCCAACACUGUCCAGAACGGCCCGGACGCCAUUGCUCUCUACCACACGUCCGCCGCACGCUACGGGGAGAAGAUGAACGCCACUGCCGUGGGGCUGGUGGAUGCCAUCGUGUACGUGACACGGCGGUCUGGGGGCGCGGAGGUGCUGGCCGAGACGUUGACCCCUGGGGAGCCGGCCUUCGUAGAAGAUGAGUGGGCCCACGAGGGAGACGAGUCCAUCGAGAGGUGCCUGGUCUCUGGGGAAAGCUGGGGCUUCCAGGUGGCCCUGCCUUCACCUGGCCAACGCAACCGCUGCACACCCCCUGAUUCCAGCGCUGCCACCCCGCGUAUCAGCGAGCUGAAGCUGGGAGGGGGGCAGGUGGACGGGUUUGUGGAGCUAACUGAGUCCCAGGCUGCAGGGCCUCUGGUGCUGGUGGUGAUGGACGGGCGGACGGAAACGAUCAGUGAGAGUGUGGAUGUGUCCACCUCAAGGGAAGGCCUGAUCUCCAUCACCAUUGACAAGAACAACAUGAAAGGAGAUGAGUCGGGUGCGGUGGCGCUGUACAGUGGCAAGGCCUCCGACUUCCCUGUGGGCAGCCCCCUGAGCCAGACGCAACCCUUAGACGCCUUCUUGUAUGUUGGACCAGGGGACCAACCCAGUGCCAACCUCACAGAGACCCUCAUACCAGGCAGACGGCCCUACCAGCUCAGCGCCAGUUUUGGGGAGGGAGGCGUCUACCUCAGUCGCUGUGGUGUGGCCAGUUGGACCAGAGACCCCGGUGUAUUCUGGGAAGCGCCACAAACCCCUGGACAGCCCAACCAGUGCCCCUGGCCAAAGAUUUGCCCUCAUGUCACUGUGGUCCCUGGGAGUACGAAGGUGCCCCCUCACCUCCCUCCCUGGGGCCGGGGGGACUUCCUGAUCAGCGAGGUAAAUGCAGACAACCCAGGUUCGGCCGAGGACGGCGAGUUCAUCGAGCUGUGGCACCCGUCGGGCCGCCGCAUCUCCCUGCAGGCAGUGUGGCUCCUCCUGUUCAGUGGACACAACAGCAAGCCCUACCGUGAGAUCAGCCUCACAGGACACUUCACCACCGCCCAAGGCUACUUCCUGGUGGGCAGUGAUAGGCUGGUCCCGGCCCCCUCGGUUCGCCUGCCCCCCAACACCAUCCAGAAUGGGCCGGACGCAGUGGCCCUGUACCGCAGCGCCUUCGGCCCGCCCUCGGCCUCCCAGAGAGGGAUCCCGACCCAGGGGUUGCUGGACGCGGUGGUGUACCGGCUGAGGGGCUCAGACAAGGACGCCCAGGAGCUGAGCGAUGUGUUGACCCCAGGACAGCUCCCCCUGCUGGAGGACCCGGAGGUGCAGCCCGGAGACGAGGCCUUGAGCCGCUGUAACGGCCUGCUGCCUGCCGACCUGUCUGCUUUUGUGGUGGCCCCACCCACACCUCUGAGGGAGAACUCUUGUCCCCGCCCACCCCCUCCCCCUGAAGGUGUGGUCAUCAGCGAGGUGGGAGGUGCCCGCUGGACCAACCACAGCCAGCAGAGGGGGUUUGUGGAGCUGCUAGGACCGCCCCUGACUUCUCUACAGGGCCUGGUCCUGACCGUGUUUGAAGAGUAUCGCGCCGGUACGACCAUGGCCCUCCCUCUGACCGGAGUCACAGACCAUAAUGGCUUCUACCUCAUCGGGAACAUCACAGGAGCAGACCAGGUGUUUCCGAAGGGGGCCACAAUUCCGGCCAAUGGGGCCGUAGUCCUGUGUUCUGACACAGUCACUGUGUGUAGAGCUGGUACCACCCUAACCAACAGCACUCUUCGUGACACGCUAGUGUUCAGUGAUGACCUGAGAUUGCUCAUUAAACUCUCCGCCACCAGAGGGCAGCAGGUGAUGCCUGUACUCAGGUCAGUGGAGGAUAGUCCCGUGUCUCUCAGCCGUUGCUCCUGCUGCGAGGCAAGAAGCCCCUCCUCCUGGACCAGCUCCUCCCCCACCCCGCGCCUGACCAACAUCUGCCCCAGCCCCGCUUUCUCCAGCGACCUCGACCUAUGCCUGGCUCCCCUCUCCGGUGAUUGGCAGGAGCACCCAGGAAACUGCAGUGGACUGGUGCAGGGUCACAGUGAGAUGGAUGUCGCUGGCUAUCUGGAGGAAAGAUGUCACUGUGGUAUCUCUGCCCUCUACCUGCAGGUGGCCAACUUCUCCUGUGUGGCCGGGUGGCUCCAUGUGCUGGGGAACAUCCAGGCCCUGUCGGACCACCAGAGGGCCCUCAUCCUCCAGACCUCCCCCACCCAGGGGGACACCUGUACCGACCCGGCUACCGACCGACGCAUGAGCACAGAGUCUGCCCUGGGCCUGCAGAUUGGCCUGGUGCUAGGAGCUCUACUGCUACUGGGGCUGGGAGCAGCCCUCUUUACCUACUUCUACAAAAAGAGGCAACCACUGGACUAUUACUCCAUGGAGUUGAAUGAACCUGAAGAGGGACCUUCAGAACUUUAAGUGUGUGUGUAUGUGUGCAUGUGAGGGAGCAUUUUUAGCUCUGAGUGAAGUCCUGCCUGUUUUUUUUUAAAACAUUGUAUUCUUCUGUCUGUGUUUUUUAAUAGGGAUCUCCCACUAGAUAAGGGACCAGCGCCAUUUUUGUUAAUGUGUACGAAUUACCAUCCUUUUACAUUCCUUCCAUCAUAAUUCCCAGUCAAUGUUGCACUAGUUUUACUGCUAUGUAAUAGUCAUGGUAAUACUGUCCUGUGUCUGCAUUUUACUUCAAAUGUAAAAUGUUCUCUCUUAAACGUAUCUGAAAGUGUAUAAAGUAACAAGGCUACGAAUCUCAAAAGCAAUCAUGAGUUACUGGUACUGAAAGUUCUGUUGAUUUGUUGCGUUAAAAUGUGAACGCUUGUGAUUAACCGGUGAUGAGUGUUGGUCAGAAUAUGUGUUUACGUUCUAUUAGUUAAGGAAAAGGAAUGUGAAAGACCAAAUGCAUAUGGAGCCUCUCUCCUGUACUUGGAGCUAUGGAGUCCUUUAUAAGCACAAAGCUAUUUUAUGGUACUCCCCCCACACACACAAAACUGAUACAAAUUAUGAUUUGAUAAGAAUAGUAUUUUCAUAAUUGAGAUGAUCGAUCAGUAUCAAUUUGAAACCGUUUAAAAACGGUUUGUGUGCUAGCUGGCUUGCGAACCACUGUUGUGCCUUUCUACUUUCAUGAGGUCAAAUUAGGCCUGAUCUGAUUUAGUAUUUUGUAGAGGAGCUAUAGCAAUGUCUGUGGAAGCCUUGCGUGUAAAUAUGUUUUAAAUGUUCUCUUGGGGAACCUGUAUGCAGAAGCAACCAUGAAAACAAUCAAUCACAUUAAACAUUGUAUUUACUGUUGAAGACACCAAUGGAAGUUAUUAUAGGUUUGCAGAAAUGUUAGUGUUAAAAUUCAGAGCAAAAACCAGGCUGUCCUUUUUGUACACGGUUCUCUUUUCCAUCUGAUGGAAGUGCAUUGACUUUGAUCAGCUCCUUGAAAUAGAAUAAGACAAAGUGGUCUUUGAUGAUUUCAAUGACUGACCUACACAAAACAAUCAAAGUUUAGUGGUCAAAACCAGGGGUUGGAACCGGUUCAGGGAACAGAAGAAAAAAAACAGAAAAAGAAAGACAUGUUAAGAGAAACCGAAUCAGGAACGAAAGUGAUCUCUAGUGUUCCGGAACAGAACCGUUAUUUUCAAAUCUUGAGAAACGGUUAAGGUAAUUUUUUUUGUUCCAAAAAUAUUCCUCAUGUCUUGUAUAUAAUUCUGUAAAGUUAUAACGCUAGUAGUAGCCUAAACACAUUCCAGUUCACAUCAUGUCAUGAUGUUCACCGCUUCAAGCCAAACCUCCAUGUCUACCCCUCGCUCUCUCCCCACCUGUGAAAUUUCAGUCACAUCUUGCGCCUGCACUUAAAUGACCAAUUAAACAUGUAAACAACUAGCUUACGGGUUCCAUAGCAAGCUUCUCUAUCGGUGCUAAUUGAUGAAGUACAUUUAAUGAGCUAUUUUGUAAAAACGAUGUUGAUUUCACAGGUUUUAAAAAACCCCGAAAAGGAACUAAAUGAACCGUUACUUUUUUGGGGGUUCAAACCGGUUCAGAACUUUAUUUUCUGGUCGGAACACUGGAAAGGAACUAAAGAAAUUGGGGUGCUGUUUCGGAACGAUUGGAAAAUAAUUUUGGUUCCAACCCCUGUUCAAAACACAGCCUUGUUUUUGCUCUAGAUUUGCUCUUUAUAAAGUAAUAGAACCAUUUGUGGCUUUGCUGUAAAAUAUAUUGUUAAACUGCUUUGAAAUAUCUAAUUGUUUAGUUUUCAUGGUCCAAAUCAAUCUAGAUAAAUACUAAGGUUAGAAAUGUUAAUACUUUGUCCUUUUUGUCAUUUUUUUAUUGCUUGCUAUUCUUAAACCACUUAAUCGUCUCAGUGCUCAGAAAACAUAUAAAUGUACAUUUCAAUUGAAUGCACUUUGGUAGAUAUAUUUUUUCAUGCCAUGUAGUUAAAAUUGUAUUCGAAUAAAUGUAUAUUUGUUCAGAA
Molecule: messenger RNA, 5065 nt
Organism: Coregonus clupeaformis (lake whitefish)
Lineage: Eukaryota; Metazoa; Chordata; Actinopteri; Salmoniformes; Salmonidae
Exons: 12
Coding region: 250-3036 (928 amino acids)
Source: RefSeq, a predicted model, not a curated record